UGAUAUUUGUGUUUGUGUUGAUAUUUGUAGCUGCUGUAUAUAAUUGUUUGUGUUGAUCCAUUUUCACUUGACUCCUCACAUAACUAAACGACUCUUGUAAGAUCCCUCCUAUUGGUCAAAAGCCAAAGACUCGGAUCGGCACUAUUUCACUCGUGGCCGUCGAUAGUAUCGUAAUCCAACGGCCCAAAUCUCACGACAUUUUUCAUCACAACACAAUCACUCUCUCUUAGUUAAAACCCACAGCAUCAGCCCCUUUUGUUUCUCAUCUCCUCAAAUCCUCUGCAAUUAUCAGUUAAUUUGUAGCAAUCAGACGGAAAAAGGUGAAAAAUGGACACCAGCGGGAAGGUGAAGAAGGGAGCCGGCGGCAGAAAGGGCGGUGGGCCGAAGAAGAAACCGGUUACCCGAUCCGUGAAAGCUGGUCUGCAAUUUCCGGUCGGUAGGAUCGGCCGGUACCUGAAGAAGGGCCGGUACGCCCAGCGGGUGGGCAGUGGCGCGCCGGUUUACAUGGCCGCCGUGCUGGAGUACCUUGCCGCUGAGGUUUUGGAAUUGGCUGGUAAUGCUGCAAGAGACAACAAGAAGAAUAGGAUCAAUCCAAGGCAUGUUCUUCUUGCUGUGAGGAAUGAUGAGGAGCUCGGGAAGCUUCUUGCUGGUGUGACGAUUGCACAUGGUGGAGUUAUUCCGAACAUAAACCCGGUUCUUUUGCCCAAGAAAUCCGAGAAAACAGCUGAGAAGGCACCUAAAUCACUGGCUAAGGCCACCAAGUCUCCCAAGAAAGCUUAAGUUAGAGCUGUUUCUUGUUGAAUGGUGGGAUUGAAUGACUGUUAUUUUUCUUAGGGGCUGCUGUGUUAUUCUGGAUAUGUUGGGUGGGUUGUGUUGUUUAUAACUUGAGUAAUUUGUAUUUUUAUCCUUGAUGUCUCAUGAUUUGAAUCUAAUGGCAAGUUAGUUUCUCUCAGUGAUAUUGCUUCACUAAUGGGAUAAUAAAUCAAAUUUCUUUUUAGUCCUCCUAGUAAUGUAAUUUACUGAAAACUUAUGCCUAGCCUUUAUCUGGUAUAUUGUGUGUGAUGCAAUUGUAUUGUGCUGAAAUUGUUCUUUCAUGACUUUGGAUGUGUUUAAUGGCUGAAUCAAACCAAUUGAUGUUGCAACUUGCAAGUGUGAUAUAUUUGGAUUAUUCUGAUCUAAAUGGUUGCUAGUUUUGAUGUGGAAACUGGAAAGCUUUCAAUUUUCAUACAUUCACUUG
This is a messenger RNA of Striga asiatica, 1237 nucleotides long. The record is from the annotation of a GenBank genome assembly. Lineage: Eukaryota; Viridiplantae; Streptophyta; Magnoliopsida; Lamiales; Orobanchaceae.